Messenger RNA from Parasteatoda tepidariorum (common house spider), 1614 nucleotides. RefSeq lists its product as uncharacterized. NCBI's taxonomy places the organism in Eukaryota, Metazoa, Arthropoda, Arachnida, Araneae, Theridiidae. The record is from RefSeq and is a predicted model, not a curated record.
AUUCACCGGUGCGAAUAUUGGUCGGUUUGGUCAGUUCGCAUGACGUCAUUACCCUUAUGUGUUUACAAACUUUAUUUCGGAACUAGCUUGCUUUAUGAAGUAACGUUGUUUAUAAUCUGGUUUAUCUUUUUACGAAGGAUUUUGUUUCCUUAUUUCAGUCAUGUCAAGACAAAAAAAGCUAGAAGAAAGCCUAAGAGACUUAAGGAAGACUAGAAAUGUGUUAGAUUUCAUACAGUUAUUGAAAGUCUAUAAAUGUAAGCAAAUUAUUAAACGAGUUUGUUACAUGGUAUCCGAUAUCUUUGAUGAGGAGGAAUGUCUUAUAAAUAAAUUAAAGUUUCUGUUUGGCCUGAAAUUAUCAUUGGAUGCUGUAGAAUGGUCUACUGGUUAUUUUAGAAUAUGUGCUGAACUUUAUGGUGAAACUGCUCUUGGUUGCAAUAAGGAUAUAACAGAAAAGUUGUUUAAUUUAUUGGACUGUUCUGAAGAAAGUAGUAGUGGUCGUUCCUUUUCGGAAGCUAUAGCAGGCCUUCUACGUGUGUUGCAGUCUGAAGAUGGUAAUUUAAGAGAAGCUUUAAUUAAAAUUAUAAAAGAAACUGAAGCAAUUGUAACUGAAAGCCGCAAAUAUCUCAUAUAUUCCACCCGACAACAUUUCAAUGAGGGGAAGGGUACUGAUAUUCUGGAUAUAGGCAUGUGCAUAGCAAGCAAAGCCUGUGACUCCAAGGCUGAUGAAGUAUUAAAAUUAGUACUCCGAAUUGGUGACAGUCAUGAUGAAUUUUCGGAAAAAGAGAAAGAGAUAAUAGGGAAGCUUAUGCUGGAUGCCGUGGUACCAAUCCAACUUUAUAUGAGACGUGUUUUUAUCACUCAUGGUCAUAGAUCAUUCAUUUUUAUACGCAGAAGAAAAGCUGCCUUAGAAAUAAUAUUAGAUGACUAUGCUACAUAUACGCCUUUGAGUAUAUAUAAAAUGCCAGAAUAUCGAAAAUUAAAUGAAGGUAUUGAACUAUUAAGUAAAGUGAAUAAAGACUGUUGCGAUUCCUCAAACAGUGACAGUGACAGCGACAGUGAUUAAAUUUGUGACAAAUAACAUGGUGCGUAGCUUUUUUUAAAAAAUGCUAGGUGCUUAUUUUCGUUAUUUAAAAGUCCUUAAGGGUGCUUUUUUGUCAUUGGGUGUUUUUAAAGAAUGCUCAAUUUUCCGUUUUCGAAAAUGAGAUUAUUUUCGUUGCCAUGUUGAUUUUCGCCACGCAUUGGGCAAAAGUGUGCUUUUUAUAUUGUUCUAUUUAACGUUUUCACAGUUCAUUUCGGCGUACCGUGAAAAGCGCCAAUCAUUUUACAUGUUUUUGUGAUAUCUAAUAUAAUCAAGAAAAGAGUUCUUUGUGAGAAACUAGUUAUUUUAUCAUGAUCAUCUGAAGUCUUUGAAAAUUAUUGCGCAUUUUGUUAAUGUGUAUAGUGCUUAAAAAUUACUUAAAAGGUGCUUAUUUUUUGUUAAAAGAUUUGGCUAUGCACCCUGAAUAAUGUAAAGCCAGUUUAAAUAACUGCUUAAGUUAGUAUUGUUGAUAAAUAUAAUUUUUUGAAAUGCCUGUUGCUUCAAUGUUUCAAUUAAUAAAUUAUUUCCUUUGAUUA